Kickxella alabastrina is the source of this 1254-nucleotide messenger RNA. Its product is annotated as Septin-domain-containing protein. The coding region runs from base 188 to 1141 and encodes 317 amino acids. Gene Ontology annotation, molecular function: molecular adaptor activity; GTP binding; GTPase activity. Gene Ontology annotation, biological process: cytoskeleton-dependent cytokinesis. NCBI's taxonomy places the organism in Eukaryota, Fungi, Kickxellomycota, Kickxellomycetes, Kickxellales, Kickxellaceae. The transcript is spliced from 4 exons. Gene Ontology annotation, cellular component: septin ring; microtubule cytoskeleton; cell division site. The record is from RefSeq and is a predicted model, not a curated record.
AAAAAAAAGGAAAGCGUCUUUCUUCUCUCACACAAGCUACGCACUUUUUUAUUUACUCUUUUCGCUAAUAAUAACCACAACAUUAAUCCUCUUUUCUCUUAUUCUUUUUAUUUUUUUACCAAUUGCAUUUUUACAAUUUACCACCACUCUCACCUCGAAUCCCUAGGAACAGAAGCAAAACACUACCAUGUCGGCGCCAGCAAACGAUGUUCAGGACUACGUCGGUUUCGACACGAUCACGCAGCAGAUGGAGCGCAAGUUCCUCAAGCGCGGCUUUAAUCUCAACGUGAUUCUCGUCGGCGAGUCGGGCAUGGGCAAGUCGACGCUUGUCAUUCGCAAGACCACGGAGAUUGCGCCAGUGACGCAGAUGCUCGAGGAGAACGGUGUUCGCGUCAAGCUGACCAUUGUCGACACCCCCGGAUUUGGCGACCAGUGCAAUAACGAGGGGUGCUGGGUGCCCGUCAUUAAGUACAUCAAGGACCAGCACGCUGCCUAUCUGGAGCGCGAGCUCAAGCCCAACCGCGAGCGCAUCAUUGUCGACACGCGCGUGCACGCCUGUCUGUACUUCCUGAACCCUGGCAGCCGCGGGCUUCGUCCCCUGGAUGUUGAGGUGCUGAAGCGUCUGACUGAGGUGACCAACGUCAUCCCCGUCAUUGCAAAGUCCGACUCGAUGACUAUCGAGGAGCGCACAGCCUUCAAGCGCCAUAUCAAGGAGGAGCUUGCCUUCCACCGCAUUAUGCUGUUCCCCUACGCCAGCGAUGACGAUGCCGAUGAUGACCGCGUGCUGAACGCCAGCAUUAGGGAGCUCAUCCCCUUUGCCGUUGUCGGCUCCGAGGAGGUCAUUGAGGUCGAGGGCAAGCUGAUUCGCGGCCGUCGUCACGGCUGGGGCGUCAUCAAUAUCUUUGAUGAGACCCAUAGCGACUUUGUCCACCUGCGCAACUUUAUGCUGCGCACCCACUUGUCUGACCUUAUUGAGGUCACCUCGCAGCGCCACUACGAGCAGUUCAGAACCUCGCAGCUGCGCCAAAUUAAGGAGCUCCGGGCCCAGCAGGCUGCUGCUGCUGCCUCGGGUGGCGCUCCCCCUGCCCAGCCCCAGGUGCCUCUCAGCGUUAUGCAGCACCAGCCUAUGACCCAAGUCUAAGCACUGCCCCCCCCCCCCACCCUUUUCUUUCCCUAUCUCUCUUUUAAAUCUUUAAAUCUUUCGCUUUUGUUCUUUUUUCUAUAUACAUGGCAAACACCGACAGUAAAUCAAAA